Solea solea (common sole) is the source of this 972-nucleotide messenger RNA. RefSeq names its product psychosine receptor-like. Lineage: Eukaryota; Metazoa; Chordata; Actinopteri; Pleuronectiformes; Soleidae. Gene Ontology annotation, molecular function: G protein-coupled receptor activity. The record is from RefSeq and is a predicted model, not a curated record. The coding region runs from base 22 to 972 and encodes 316 amino acids. Gene Ontology annotation, biological process: G protein-coupled receptor signaling pathway. The transcript has a single exon. Gene Ontology annotation, cellular component: membrane.
UGUGUGAGCUUUACAUCUGCCAUGGAAAACUUAACCCUGGUCGUCAACUACACAAGCUGUUACUUUUUUGACAGCGUAGCCAGGAGGAGGUCGUUUCUAUUUUUCUACCUGGCGAUCAUAAUCGUUUCCAUCCCAGCCAACGGCUUCUCACUCUAUGUGUCCUGGCAGCACAUCAGACAGAAGAACGAGCUCGGUGUGUAUCUGCUCAACUUGGCCCUGAGUGACCUGACCUUCACUGUGGGUCUGUCUCUGUGGCUGGACUUCCUGUGGCGAGGGGUUUGGACGCACGGUGGUAACGUAUGCGUGCUCUCUGUCUACUUCCUCUUCACUAACUUCUACACCAGCGAAGCUCUCCUCUGCUGCAUUGCCGUUGACCGUUACCUGGCAGUGGUUCACCCACUGAAGUUCACCUCCCUGAGGAAAGUGAACACUGCAGUGGCGGUGACUGUUGCUGUGUGGCUGCUGGUGCUCCUUUUCAACGCCGGCACCAUCCGAUGGGAGGACUCGUACCAGGAAUACAACGGGUUUCCUGUGUGCUUUGACACCUUUAUCCCUCUGUCAGAGAGUCUGGCUCGUGCUAACAUCCUGCGCUUCUUCCUGGGGUACAUUGUUCCCAUUCUCCUGGUGGUGGUUUCCACCUGGAGGAUCUGCGUCGCGGUGAAGUCCAACCAGGCCACAGAGGAGAAGGAACGUAAACGGAUCUCCAAGAUGCUGACCGUUGUUCUGCUCUGCGUUGUGCUCUGCUUUGGACCUGUCCACAUCAUGAUGCUUCUGCGCAUACAGGUGGAUCACUGUAAGGAUGUCACAUGGUUCCUUUAUCCGUACAAAAUCGGCACCGCCAUCUCGAGCCUCAACUGCCUCGCAGACCCGCUCCUUUACUGCUUCAUCACUAGAACAGGACAGGCAAACGUCAAUAAGGUUGUUCUCUUUUUCCAGGGGAAGAAAGGAAGCACAAGCAAUGCUAUGGUGUAG